GCUGCGUGGCUCGCUCCUCAAAGGAAAAGGCAAGGACGUGGCCGACGCGGAACCCUCAUCCUAGAGGGAUUCCCGUCCUCCGCUCGCUCCCCCGACCACUGGAGGGACCGGGAGGAGCGGUCCUCCCCACGUGGUUGUUGGUCCCGCUCUCAAGUGCGCUCAGGUCGCUCGGAGCGAUCCCCGCCUUGCCACUACAACCCGCCCAAGCGCCAGGCCCAAUUCCCACCGUCUGGUAUCGGUGGCAAGGCGGGCAAGGCUGGCAAAGUCACUUUUGCCAAGAAGAAGAAAAAGAAGGGCGGUCAUCCCUCCAAUGGCGAUGCCGAGAAGGCGUCUUAGGUGUCCCACCCUUUGGCCCCAUAUACGGUGGACGCUCCGAUCGCGGUUGCCGCUCGCGUUGUGGCUGUGUCGUGCUUCAACUGCGGGGAGGAGGGCCAUUACCAAGCCGUAUGCAAGAAACCCCCGUCCUGCCACAAAUGCAAGCGCACAGAGCACCCUGCUCUGUUGUGCCCAGAGGGUGGCCUAGACAAUGAGAUGAUGUUGUAGAGUCACGCACUCGAUGAUUUCAGAUACUACCAGCUAGAGGUUCCUGAGGCUCCUGCUUCAUCGGCGCUCUCUGCCCUCAUCUCGGUCCUGGGUGGGAGGACUGCAUCUCCUGCCAUCAUAACGGCAGAGCUGCAGCACCUCUUCAAGAUGAACUGGAAUUGGGGGGUCACGAAGAUCUCGGAUCAUGAGUUCACACCACUCUUCCCUGAUCCAGCUAGCCUGCGCUUUGGAACCCCCAUCGGUGAACUCACCUUGACUCUAAACAAGCUCACCGUCAAUAUCUCUGUUCCGGAGGUUGAUCCUCUUGUUGCGGCCGUGCUUGAGCCUGUGUGGGUUCAGAUUAGGGGCGUUCCCCCGAUUGCCAAGCAAAUCAAGGUGAUUCGCAAGAUGUCGCAGCUCCUUGGAAAGAUUCUGGAGGUGGACGAGGCGUCCCUGUUCAAGACAACAGUACGUGUCAAACUCCCGACCCAUGACUCGUCCAAGCUCCAGACUAUCAUGCAAAUCUUCUUCAACCGCGCGGGCUACAACGUCCGUAUCUCCGUCGAGGACGCGGAGACGCUGGGUGACGGAGGCUUGCCGCCCGACGCGGGCCACCCUGGGCCCAAGGAUGAGGGUGGUGUGGGCACUGGUCGUGACCCUCCCGUUGCCGUCCAUCCGCGUCCCCCUCGGCUGGCAGCGACGAUGAUGUCGCGGAUGAUGCGUCGGGCCCACUAUCGCAGCCAUCUCAGGCCGCCGGUCCGGACAAAUCCACUACAUCCCUGGACGCUGGUACGCUGGUGGGUGAGGCUCAGCACACACCUCUCCCACGACCAGGGGAGGACCCGCCGGACUCUUGUGGCUCCGUGAUGCCGGCCUCACCUCGCUCACUUGGGGCGAGCGAUGCCAAUAGUGUGGGGUUGGAGGUCUUCCCACCCUCUUCGCCCCGGGUGGGUUCAUCGGUGGGGCGUUCAGAUGAGCCCAACCCCACUCUGUCACUGCUGCCAACACGUGAUGGGCCCGAUGGUUCGCCUUCGUCCCCUGAUGCGACGAUGCACCCCUCCACCCGGCUGUUUGACAGGCCCCUAGACCCGCCGCCUCACCCACCCCGUCCCAAAGGCAGGCCCUAGUUGGCCUCUUCUCCUACGACGGUGGCAUGGAAGAGUGCGCUCAUCGAUUCUUCGAGCGUGGUGGGGGCGUCGCCCAACGCCAUCGAGAAGGCCGAGCGUCGGGCGGCGUUACGUGACCUGGACCUAGAUGUGGAGAGAGCUUUUAGGAUUCUGUGGCUCAAUUUACUUUUGUGUGAGGACCAACUAGGUUUUGGCAUCAAGAGAUCUUUUGGUAUAUCAUCACGGCAUGCGUGAUCAUCCAAACAUGAUCAUUAAGAAUGAGCAUGAUUUUUUUAUUACACCUUCUAUGAACUCAUGGGUAAACUCAUACAUCCGCAUAGAAGGGAGGAGUGAAUCCGAUGCUUUCUUGAGGCGUAUCAUGACAUUCGAGAUACCGAUAUGAACGUCGAUGUUAAAAAAGAUGUCAUGGAGGAGCGGUGGAACUGGGACGGAAAAUAACAUCCUUAGUUCAUCUUCUUGUGCGAUGAAUGAUUUGUGUAAUGAACAAUUUGUGUGAUGUGUGAUAAAUAACUUACGUAAUAUUGCGGAUUGAUGAACAAUUUAUGCGAUGUGUGGUGGCAAUUUAUGCUUGUAAUGUUUGUAAUUUAUUUGUGUUGAAAUCAUUUGAGAUGAUUCCGUAUAAAAAUGUUCAAUAUGUA
Hordeum vulgare subsp. vulgare (domesticated barley) is the source of this 2287-nucleotide messenger RNA. RefSeq lists its product as uncharacterized. The transcript is spliced from 2 exons. The coding region runs from base 691 to 1389 and encodes 232 amino acids. The record is from RefSeq and is a predicted model, not a curated record. Lineage: Eukaryota; Viridiplantae; Streptophyta; Magnoliopsida; Poales; Poaceae.